Molecule: messenger RNA, 1924 nt
Organism: Gastrolobium bilobum
Lineage: Eukaryota; Viridiplantae; Streptophyta; Magnoliopsida; Fabales; Fabaceae
Exons: 8
Coding region: 279-1496 (405 amino acids)
Source: RefSeq, a predicted model, not a curated record
AUCGAUUUAAAUAAAAAAUAAAAAACAAUUUCGGGUUGAACACGAACUCUGAAUUCCCAUACCCGCGAGUUGUGUUGUGGACACAGCACCAAUAGAGCAUAGGACUUUUGGGUUGCGAUCCGUGAAGGCGUAGCGUGAGCUCAAACACAUAAUCAACACCAUAUUUCCUUCAACCCUGUUUUUGUCCUUUCCUUAAAAAACCGCGACAGUGUGACGGAAACAAAGAGGAGUGCAUGUACCUGUCUGUUUCCCUUUGAUUUCAUCCUCUCAAAAGAAGAAUGUGGGGAUUUGGUGGUAGAUAUUAUUGGGGAAGAAAGGUAGCUUGUGAGAAAGCUGAUGGAAUAGUAGUGGUGUUCGCGUGGAUGUCAAGCGAGGAGAAGCACUUGAUGAAAUAUGUUGAGCUCUACUCCUCUGUCGGAUGGAAUUCACUUGUCUGCCAUUCUCAAUUUCUCAAUAUGUUCUUCCCUGAGAAAGCCACAAUUCUUGCUGCUGAUAUUCUUAACGAACUUCUUGAGGUGCUGAAAAUUAGGCCUUGCCCCAUUGUCUUUGCAUCUUUUUCUGGUGGUGCAAAAGCUUGUAUGUUCAAGGUUCUUCAGAUGAUUAGUGGGAAGUGUGAAACACAUAAUAUGGAUGACUACCAACUUGUUAGAGACUGUAUUUCUGGCUAUAUUUAUGAUUCCAGUCCAGUUGAUUUUACCAGUGAUUUGGGUGUUCGCUUUCUUCUACACCCGACUGUUUUAAAAGUGUCCCAUCCACCAAGAUUUGCUUCAUGGGUUGCAAAUGGCAUUGCAUUUGGUCUUGAUUCUCUUUUCCUCAGCAGAUUUGAAUCACAACGUGCAGAGUACUGGCAAACACUUUACUCCACCACUAGUAUGCAGGCCCCAUAUCUCAUUUUUUGUUCAGAAAAUGAUGACCUUGCUCCUUUUCAAGUUAUUUCAAAGUUUGCCCAUCGACUAAAAGACCUUGGUGGAGAUGUGAAACUGAUAAAAUGGAGUGGCUCUCCUCAUGUAGGUCAUUUUCGGCAUCAUCCAAUUGAUUACAAGGCUGCUAUCACUGAGAUGCUUGGCAAGGCAGUUGCAAUUUAUUGUCACAAAAAUAGACGAAUUGAAGAUGAAAAACUGGGCAUAGAAGGAACAAAAGAUGAGAUCAAAGAUCCGUUCUCUGAAUUGAGGAAAGCAGCAAUGACCUCAACUAGUUUUCAGGGUUUUGCACUUGCUCCAAGUGAUAAUUUGUCUCCUAGUUCAAUGGAGUAUUACGAUGGCAAAGAUGUUGGCUCUGUAGCAGAUGAACGCAAGGGAGGUUUUAUUCAUCUCCCAAGCCGUCCGAGCAUCAAUGCACAUGGGGUUCUUGGCCAAAUGUUGUUUGAUAUUUGUGUUCCCAAGAAUGUUGAGGAUUGGGAUAUCAGGUCGAAUUCCAAGAAUGGAGGACUCUUAGUUGGUACAAGGAGGCAUGCUCCAUUUAAUCCUAUAAAAUGUAUUCGGCGCUCAAGGUUGUAAGAUUGUUGACUGGCAAAAGUUUGAGGUGAAUUCUCUGACAAGCUUUAAGGUUGAUGUUUUUCUUCAAUUUUUUAGGGAGAUCUAAUAGGCCCUCAGUUGUGAUAGUACCUGGAAUAAGAGGCAGAAGGACUAAUGAAUUCUCACCUCAGUGGUUCUAUAAGCACUGAGUGAGGAAUAAGUAAUGUGAUUGAGCAGUAAGCCUUUUUCUUAACGUAAAUUGUACAGCUACUUCAACGGAGAAAAAAUAUUAUGUUUUGACUGAGAUCACUGUGACAAGAAUAAGGGGGGAGUUGUAAAUGUAAUACUGUAUCCUUCGAAUUAAGUUGACAUAUUCUGUUCAUAUAGAAAGUAGUAUUGCUUCAGAGCUCACUUUCAACCUCACUCAUUCACAAUAUAAGGUUGUUUGGCGUGAUGAAUGAAUGGAAUUC